AUGAAUGUCGCUCCCGUCCUACCUGCACAUGCUACUUCCUCACUAACGCUGCCCCGCCUCUCCUCUCACCUUGCCAAGCGGCAACUGCAUCACUUGCCACAUGCUAGUACUGUACUCCAGCCAAUUACGGUCAAGAGUGACCAAUUCGAUUUGCAUACGAGUGACUCAAUCUGCGCCGUGAUGGCCCAUGGUGCGUCGGGAGCGGUAGGCACCGCCGGCGACUUUACGGCAGAGAGCGCGCCGAGUGUUUCUCAGCCCAGCGCGGGGGGCGAGCAGAGCCGCCGCAAGCUCCAGCCGGGCAAUACUACCCCUCGGCAAUUUCCUAAAGGCCUGAACCUGUUUGCGAAGGAUGGCACUUUGUGCUACACACUUGCAGGAGAUUUCCGCGUGCGAGGAGAAGCGUCAGCGACAGAUCAAGGAGUGCGAACAGUGAACUAUCCUAUUCCAGAAGGUCUCAACAACUAG
Messenger RNA from Closterium sp. Yama58-4, 465 nucleotides. The record is from the annotation of a GenBank genome assembly. Lineage: Eukaryota; Viridiplantae; Streptophyta; Zygnematophyceae; Desmidiales; Closteriaceae.